Molecule: messenger RNA, 5645 nt
Organism: Tachysurus fulvidraco (yellow catfish)
Lineage: Eukaryota; Metazoa; Chordata; Actinopteri; Siluriformes; Bagridae
Gene: inpp5l
Product: inositol polyphosphate-5-phosphatase L
Exons: 16
Coding region: 519-1709 (396 amino acids)
Biological process (GO): phosphatidylinositol dephosphorylation
Molecular function (GO): inositol-polyphosphate 5-phosphatase activity
Source: RefSeq, a predicted model, not a curated record
UUAAAUCCUAUAGAAGGUAUAUCCAGGCUAUACAGUACUUACAGUAGACUGAACCCAAACUUUUGGUCGUGCAUGUGUGCACUACGUCCACUCCGUUUCGGGGCGGAGUUUAAACACUAGACAGCACCGUAGUGGGCGUGUCUUACAGAUUUUACGAGCAAUAAACAGAGACAGAAAGACGCUUGAUGUGAUGCAGUGCUGUAAAAACUACUGCAGUGUGUUGUGCUGUGUUAUGUUAAUGCCGGUAAGAACCUGUAAUCUAGUGAACAUGAUAGCAGGAGGAGGACCGUGUCAAGUGGACUUGAAGAAAGAAAGUGGGAAACGUUAAGAGACUUCAGUUAAACCUGUGUAUCACCAUGAUAUGUGUAGUGCAUUGAGUGUCGAUAUGAACUAUGUGCUGAAGAUCAGAUAGAGCAACAUUCUGGACGUUUGCUUUCAGCUAUUUCUUUUGAAGGUCCAUCCAUCCAUCUGUCCGAAGAGUUUUCUAUCCUGGACUCUAGUUUACCUGGAAUUAGAUAAUGAUGGAGACGCUCACGGACAUUUUACUAGUCACAGCAAAUGUUGGCUCGUUGUUUGACAAUCUGGGUGAAAUCCAGUACGACUGGCUGAGGGAGUUCUACACAACCAUGGACACUUACAAGCCCCGCUUUGUCGCUCUGCACUUUCAAGAGGUUGGAGGAAAGGACUACAAAGCCAACAUGGCCCAUGCUGAAAACUUCUUCUGGACCAUCGAAUCCAGCCCGGAGAUGUCAGACUUUGACCGAGCAUGCGUCUACAUAGACAGCGACUUCAAGACAGAAGACAAUUUCACGGCCCUCGGGAGUAUCUACUUCAUCCACAAAUCUCUGGAAAACAUCCAGCAAUACGAUUUCAGUGCAAAGGAGUUCAGAUCGGUGUCAGGACGCAACAAGUACGCCGGCUCACUGUACGGAGUCACAACAGUGUGGAAGGAGAAAUUCCAGAGGAACUUUUGGCCAGAUAGAAAGUGGUCAAGAAAAGGAUACAUGAGGACACGGUGGAUGAUUCACAACCAGGGUUUGGACUUGGUGAACGUGCACCUUUUUCAUGACGCUUCGAACCUCGUAGCCUGCAAAUCCAGUCCCUCCGUUUACUCCACAUACCGACAGAAAGCUCUCCGCUACGUCAUCAGCAGGAUAUCUGACGACUUCAGCACAAUGCCGUUCUUCCUGUUUGGAGAUUUUAACUUCCGCCUCGAUACACUAAGUCUGGUACAGGACCUCUCCACAUCUGCAGAAGUACAGAUGGUGAUGAAGGACAGCACUAACGAAGUGGAGAAAAUCAUCUACGAGGAGAAAGGCAAUGACUGCAAGGUUCUAUUUCAAAUAGAGACUAAGCGGUUUUUGUACCUGCACCACAAACUCUUCAGAGAGGACACUGGACGAGAGCUCCUGGAGUAUGACAGGGAGACGGCAGCCUUCCAAGACAUCAUCACAGAAGAGGAGAUUCUGUUUCGUCCCAGUUACCCCUACAGUGAAGAAUACACUAAACCUACGCAGUACAUGAACACGCGGUGUCCAUCCUGGUGCGAUCGCAUCCUCAUGUCCCACAGCACACAGGAUGUCAUCUACAGGAGCAACGACGGAGACAGUAACGUUGUGUACAACAUCCUGGGCCAGAAUGUCUGCAUGGGAGACCACAAGCCUGUCUUCUUGUUCUUUGCACUGAAAUCCAACGUCCAGACACAUUGAACAUGGACCCAUUAAAGAGUUUGCUGGUGUGUGUCUGAGAAGAAGAAGAAGAAGAAGAAGAAGAAGAAGAAGAAGAAGAAGAAGAAGUUUAGGGAUGGCUGUUUUGCUACAGUUUCUCACAACCUGCAUAGACCUCAAACUGCACACAAAAGGAGGCAUAUUUCUUAAAGAGAUGUAAAUCCAACAAACCCUAGUGGAAAUUCUACAAUCUUUUCAGUUCUCAAGAGAUCUGUUGAUUUCCUUUCAGUUUUCAAUAUUCUCACCCGUCUUCUGACUGAAACCUACAGUCUGGGAAUGCAUGCUAAUCCACUAAUUGUUUUUAUUUAUUUGUUUGCUCUUUUUUUUUUUAAACUUUAUAUUACUAUCGUGCACGAUACAAGCUAACUCCAGUCAUACAUAAUGCACUGCUGAAUUGCACAAGCUGCUCAGUCAACAUUCAUCCACUCAUAUUCUGAGUUAAAUAUAGGUUUAUUAUGAUAUUUAACCUUUAUGUAGUACGUGUUUAGGUGUUGCUGACGCUUUCGUUGUGGCCCCUCGAGCUUCUCCGUAUCGUAGCGGUGCUGUAAGUCAGAAAUCCUCGGAUCAAUAGAAUAUGGACUGAUUUCAAAACAAUCAGCACUGUGUGAAAUAUGGACAUCCAUCCAGAAGCAGCGAAGCCCGAAAAGCUCAGACUUUUAAUUACGUCUAUGGUUUUAAAUACAACCACUAACAUAAGGUACAUUCCUUACCUUUUGAGGUGUAAUGUUUAUUUUUGGUUGUGGGAUUUUUAAUUGGUGUAGACUGUCAGAAAAACAAAACACGCAACUUUAUUCCUGCGAGGAAACAUUAGCCGUCUCAAGGGCUUUUCACGCUUGUAAUUUAGAAGCUUGGUUAGCACCGCUUUUUACCUGGGGUUAUGAAACACUGUCCCGAACCAGGGAUAACACUGCUUUUACGGUCGAAGCGUACAAUUUGAUGUUAAAUCUUUACGGCUAUGUGCAUAGCAUGGACGUUAAAAACAUGGCUAGGUCGGUAGCAUCAGGUGGCAAAACACUGAGGGUGUAAUUCCUGACACUGAGAAUUUAGCCGAAGUUUAAUAUUAACGGACGACUGGUCGACUACACGACAAAGUUAAAAAGGCCAGAGAAAGAUACGUCUCUGAAAGAUAUUAAUGCCUGGUCGUUUUUUUUUUUUACCUCACUGAGCUGAAAGCGCGAGACAAGCCGUUAUUUGUAAAGGUCACGUGCUGUAUUUAUCCAAUCAUGCUCUUUAACAGAGCGGAUAUGCAAAUGAGAAGAUUUAUUCAGUGUGUAGGAAAUAUAUAACCCUGGGUAAAGUAUGACUAAUGUGAAACGUGAAACAAAAUAACCCAGAAAUCCAUUCCAACUAUACCAAGUGUGAAAAUCUCUUUAGUUAUCCUUUUUUUUUUUUUUUUCCGCCAGCAAGCCAAGUUCAUUACCAAAUCUGGAAUUGAUUUCUUGUCAUGCUGCUAUAAUGCUCCCAGCAUGCUUUUCUUUCUAAACUUAACUUUCUUCUCUGAAUAAUCUGGUUGUAAGGCAUGCUACGUAUCCAGUGGUGUCCUAGAUUCCCUAAACGAAACACAACCAUGCAACAUAUUUUUAGUCGUAUCAGAUUGAUCUGUGAAUAGUUUUGCAUUUACUCUUUAAUAUUUGACUUUGUGACUUUGUGUUUGAUUCAUUUUGUUAUCUUGGGUUUAUCCUGUUAAUAGCACAGUGGGUGUGGUUUUUUUUUUGUUUUGUUUUUUAUGUUUUAUGAAUUUUAAUUAAGGCUCUGUUUUAAAGUAUCUUUAGUGGCCUAAUCACACAAGUCCCAUUACAGAUCAUUAAGCCCCACAGUGUAAAGACGACAAAUGCGGUCGCACGUCUUACAGCGGACGUUUUUAGAUUUCGAUCACUAAUUAUCAAUAUUCAUUAACUGCCAUUAAAAAAAAUUAUACAGAUAUGACAUUAGGCCAUUAUUUCAAUCCAACUAGAAUUCGAUCAAUCCGUGUAAUCUAAAUACCCCCCCCCCCACACACACACACACACUUGAAUUUUUUAUUUUUUUUUCAGUCUUGAAUCAGCUCGAUAAUUUACGUGUGAGGGUUAAAUUGCACGGCCCAUUUGUCAAUAAUGGACUUGUUGGAGUUGAUCCAUGAUGGUGCUUGACAUAAUGCAUUGCUCUCGAGAGCUUUGCUCCAAGCUGAAGUUCAAUAUGAGGCUGUGAUGUUGCUCAAUGAGAAGCACUGAUGUUCUUUUGGCAUUUGUGAUUUUAUAAUGAGACAGAAACACUACACUUUUUUUUUUUUUUUUUUUAAGAGUGUAAUUUAUGUCUUUUGUACGUUGUAAGGGACACUGAUCAUAGCUGGGGGUCUCUUUGGGCUCAUGUAGCCGCUGAUGUUUGCACUUAUCGGGGAUGUGUUUUAUUUUACAGAGUUGAUUUAGGACCACUAAAAAUAUAAUUGCAUUUUAUUGCAUUUUUUAGAAUGUUUGUUGAACAUAUGUCAUUAUUUGAUCGAUCUAUCUAUCUAUCUAUCUAUCUAUCUAUCUAUCUAUCUAUCUAUCUAUCUAUCUAUCUAUCUAUCUAUCUAUCUAUCUAUCCAUCUUCUGAGCACUUUAUUAGAAACACUAUAUGAAUACUGGUUAGAGCCUCCCGUUGCUCUCAAUACAGCUUCACUUUUUGUGUAGUCUUCUAAGAUGCUGUUCUGCUCGACACAAUAGUACAGAAUGAUUAUCUGAGUUAUUGUAAAAUUUUUGCAAGCUUGAACCAGUCCAUUCUCUGUUGAUCUUUCUCAACAAUGGUUUUUCCAUCCUCAGACCAUGAGGCUAGAGAAAUCUCAGCAGAUCAGCAGUUCGCCGUUGAACAGUUCAACAGAAAUAGUCAAAAUAACCAACAAUCAUUACACAGUCAAAAUCACUGAGAUCACAUUUUUAACUCAUUCUGAUUAUUGAAGCUACUGACCCAUUUCUGCAGGAUUUUAAACAUUACACUGCUGAAUCAUGAUUCCCUGAUUAGAUACCUGCAUAAAGAAGUAUACAGGUGUAUCUAAUAAAGUGCUCGGUGAACAUAUGGUGAUACCAUACGUGUCAUAUUAUGCCGUACUGUUUCUGAUAAAUCCCUUCUAAAGCUAUUAAGCGUUCUCAAUGAUGAAACAUACCAAGUGAAAUCAUGUCAAACUAAUUUAUACCUGCACUGUCGAGUUGUAGCUGUUAUAUCUUUAAAAUCUCAUAGUGUUCCUAAACUGCCACUAUUCACAUCAUAAGACAGUAUAACUGUAAACUCUGCACAAGAUGCUUAAAGCUAUACAGACACUUAUGUGGCUUUGCUCCAAAACAAACGAGCACUUAACCUCCUCGAGGUGAAUUGGGGCUAAGUGAUUUUUUUUUUCCUCCCUCUCAUUUUAUGUUGUUUUAUUUGUUCAGACAGACAGAUGAAGGCAGCUUGUCUGGCUCAUUGGCAUGUAAAAGAGGAAAGCCGGUUAAAUCCUGACUUGUCGUAUUCAUUAACACAUUCAAGGAGAUUAAUUGCUCUGUGAUUUCAGCAGGUUUCAGGUUUCUGCUGAUUGCCAAGAGGAACUCUGUCGAUAGAGGGACGGCUCUGAGAAAAGUCUCACCUUAACAAUUAUAUUCAUUCCCUAAAAUGAGCAGUUAAAUUUACUUAAUGCAUUAUCAUAUAUGUUGCUCCAAACUCCAAGGUUCUGUUUAUGACUCGCUCAGCUCUUGUGCCAAAUGUGUCAUAUAAAUGUUUUAUUUUUUUUUUCCUUUUAGAAUUUUCUGUUCAUCCUAUUUAUCUGAAAAAUCAGGAAGCGGUUAUUAGACUGCGUUUGUACCUCUUGAGCACCAGAAUGUCACAUUGCUGUUGGCAUUAAAAACUAGAAUGAAUGUUUUAAUUUCCAAAAGGUAUGUAAACCUAAAAUAUGUUUUAAUUCUCCAUAAAGUCUAUCUAUAAAUCAUGAAA